This is a messenger RNA of Cylas formicarius (sweet potato weevil), 1743 nucleotides long. Its product is annotated as myrosinase 1-like. Bases 178 to 1659 code for a protein of 493 amino acids. The record is from RefSeq and is a predicted model, not a curated record. The transcript is spliced from 9 exons. NCBI's taxonomy places the organism in Eukaryota, Metazoa, Arthropoda, Insecta, Coleoptera, Brentidae. Gene Ontology annotation, molecular function: beta-glucosidase activity. Gene Ontology annotation, biological process: carbohydrate metabolic process.
ACGUCUAGGUUUACCUAGAAUGAAAAAACGUGCCGCUCAGCACUCGAUGGAGAUUCUAUAUCUAACGCUUACCAAGUACUAGAACAAACAACGUAUAAGUUUCAAUGGAUUUCACAAAAUCGUAUAUAUACGCAGGUUAUCAUUUGGGCUUAUUACCAACUAGACUGAACAUUAAUAAUGCAACCCUACUUAGUGGUGGUCCUCUGCAUAAUAUCGAGCUCCAAAGCCGAUAUAAACAACAAAUACUUCCCGGAAUCUUUCCAAUUCGGUGCUGCCGGAGCCGCGUACCAGAUCGAGGGCGGCUGGAACGAAGAUGGCAAAGGGGAGAGCAUAUGGGACCAUUUUUUGCACUACAAUAACCCUACAAGCAAAGUCAUCGACGGCACCAAUGGCGACGUAGCAUGCGAUUCGUACCACAAUUGGCAAGAGGACGUGGAUAAUCUAAAGAAGCUCGGAGUCAAGCUCUACAGACUUUCCAUUUCCUGGACAAGAAUUCUACCGGACGGUACUCCAUACCAAGUGAAUCAGGAAGGAAUCGAUUACUAUGUUAAUCUGUUCAAGGCGCUCAAACAAAACGGAAUCGAACCAGUGGUAACCCUCUAUCAUUGGGAUUUGCCUCAGCACCUUAGCGACUUUGGAGGUUUUUUAAACCCCCAACUAGCUGAUUAUUUCGCUGCUUAUGCCCGCAUCUGUUUCGAGAACUUUGGCCCUUACGUCAAGUACUGGAUGACCAUCAACGAACCGACAUCUACGUGUGGAAUGGGCUACAGCAUGGGGCUGUAUGCACCGGGGUACACGUUAAUCGACGGUGGUAUGUACCAGUGCGCUUACGUUACAUUGUUGGCUCAUGCUAAAGCGUGGCACGUCUACAACGACGAGUUCAGAGCUCAGCAGGGAGGGAAAGUUGCCCUAGGCCUGGUAUGCAGCGCCCAGAUGCCGUUGGAUCCCAAUAAUCCCAAAGAUCAGGAGGCGGCCGAAAGGAGCCAUCUAAUGGGUUGUGCCUCUUUCGGUAAUCCGGUAUUCGUCGGAAACUGGCCCCAAGUGAUGAUCGAUAGAAUCGCUGCCAAAAGCAAAGAAGCCAAUUACCCUUUCACGCGGCUCCCGGUGUUCACGCAGGAGGAGAUCGAUUUGAUUAAGGGAACCAGCGACUUCUUACCACUUAACUACUACUCUUCUUCGCUGGUUGAAUACAUAGACGAAUUGGUAGGAUUUCCGCCCAACGCGUGGUUCGAUAUCAGCGUCGUGACUUCCGCUAACAAAUCCUGGCCUCAAGCUGCUUCCCCCUGGCUUACCUCCUACCCGGAGGGACUCAGAAUCAUUUUAAACCGGCUAAACAAGGAUUACAAUCCCAGUGAGUUCAUAAUCACUGAGAACGGCUGGUCCGACACAGGCGAGCUGGAUGAUCAGGGUCGCAUCACCUACAUUCAGGCUCACAUGAGCGCCAUCUUGGACAGUAUCUUAGAAGAUGGCGUCAAUGUUACUGGCUAUACCGUCUGGAGUCUGAUGGACAGCUUCGAAUGGACGGCAGGGUACACGGAAAAAUUUGGGCUCAUCAAGGUCGAUUUCGACGACCCACAGAGGACCAGAACCUGGAAGAGUUCGGCAAAGUACUACCAAAACGUUAUCGCCACCAGGUGCUUGUUGAAUCAGUGCGAAUGAGGAUAUUAUUGAACACUUACUGGGGAAAUAUUUAACAAAUUGUACUGUUCAUAUACAUCAUGUAAAUAAAUCCAACUAUAUACC